AUGUCAUAUCGAGUUGAGUCCUCAGUUUCAGGGCGCGCGGGUUGCCAAGCUACCGAGUGCAAACAUGCAAAGAUCAAGAUCGAUAAGGAUGAGCUCCGCUUGGGUUCCUGGGUUCCCUUUGAAGAUCGUGGAAGCUGGGCUUGGAGACACUGGGGAUGCGUCAGCGGAAAGCAGUUGCAGAACUUGAGAAAUAGUCUCGAAGAUCCGGCAAAGCCAGGUACUUACCGAUGGGAUUUCUUGGAUGGUUACGAUGGCGACGACAAGGGCAGCCUUAGUAGUCAUCCUGAUCUCCAGGAAAAGGUUCGACGAGUGAUCACCCAGGGGUUCAUCGAUCCUGAGGACUGGAAUGGCGAUCCUGAGAUGAACAAGCUUGGAGAAUCUGGCUUACGCACCGCUGCCACUAAGAAGAGAAUGAAAGAAGAGCUGAAGCAGAGAGCCAACGAGAUCAAGGAAUUGGAAGAAAAGGCCGCCACUCUGGCCGCAGAACGAGAUGCAUUGCAUCAGACGGGAGCCUCUACCUCUCGCCUGAGCGAGGAGAUCGGAGAGGUCAAGAGCGAACUCGAAACCAAAUCUGAGGAGAAACAGGUCAUUGGAAUCAAGCGCGUCAAGGAUGAGGCUGAUGAUGAGGAAUUUGAAAAGAAGCAGCCGGCCAAGAAGAAGCGUGCCACCGCAGCUAAAAAAGAAGCUUCUGAUGAAGAGGAAGUAGCGAAGCCAGCUAAGAAAUCUCGAGGCAAGAAAGCUGCGAAGGCCGUGAAGGAAGAAGACGAAGAGAUGGCCCAACUUGGCGAGGAGAAGGAGCAGCCCGUCUCAGCCGCAAAGAAAUCUCGAGGCAAGAAAGCUACGAAGGCCGUCAAGGAGGAAGAUGAAGAGAUGGGCGAAUUCGGUGAAAAGAAAGAGGAACCCGUCCCAGCUACAAAGAAAUCCCGAGGCAAGAAGGCAGUCAAGAAAGAAGACGCCGAUGCCAAUGUUGUAAAGGGCGAAGAUGACUUCGAUUCUCCAGCCAUCGUAAGCGCCCCCGCGGAUGCUGCGUCCCGUGGUAAAAAGGCUGUCAAACAAGAAGCCGUCAAGGAAGAACCUUCUGAGGAAGCCGAUGAUAACGGUGAACCGUCCGCCAAGAAAACCCCUGUGAAGAGAGGCCGCAACAAAGCCGUCAAGGAAGAACCGACUGAGGAAACAAACGAUCAUGGCGAACCACCUGCCACCAAGGCUCCAGCUAAGAGAGGCCGCAAGCCAGCUACCAAGAAGGAGGAGCCUUCCGAUGCAAACGAUGAUCACAGUGAACCACCCGCCAAGAAGGCCCCGACCAAGAGAGGCCGCAAGCCAGCUGCCAAAGAGGAAUCAUCUGAGGAGGAGGAGAAGGCCAUCCCUGAAGCUGCCGAAUCUGUCGCCGCAAGCAAUGAUGACUCUCCGCCAACUCAGGCAGCUGCUGAAGCCGAGGACGCUAAACCCCAGUCUAAGAAGAAGGGUGUUCGUGGCAAGAAGACUGCUGUUCCCGCCGCAAAGUCGACUCGCACAUAUCGUAGCCGCACCGCUUCGAAAGCCGAAGCCUGA
Molecule: messenger RNA, 1551 nt
Organism: Venustampulla echinocandica
Lineage: Eukaryota; Fungi; Ascomycota; Leotiomycetes; Helotiales; Pleuroascaceae
Exons: 7
Coding region: 1-1551 (516 amino acids)
Molecular function (GO): DNA binding; zinc ion binding
Source: RefSeq, a predicted model, not a curated record